CGCCCCCUCCAUUACUCGACACACGCUGCGAAGCGUCGGCACAUCUCGUAAUAACACUAUACUUUACGAUCAACCAACCGCCGGCAUAUGUGUUUCAUGGCAGAGGAGAUCUGCCGCUGGAGGUGGAAAAGUCUCAGAGACACGAGAGAAGAAGAGAGAGAGCAGCGCAGUGGGAGUGCAGCUCGGUCCACUAACAAGUGGAAGUCCUCUGCGGUCCUGUCGUUCCUCGACCCAUUUAUGACUCCGCCCCCGACGCGUCUGGUGUGAACACACUUUUUUCGACGCGCGUCGAGACUGCUGCGUCAGACGCGUCCGGUGUGAACGCACCAUAAGAACUCUCUGUUCUUAUCCUCCAUUUUUCAGACCAUCGCUGUUGUACCGGCGGUGACCGCUAGAGGCCGCCGCUGGUUCUCCAGCGGACCGGAAAUGGCCAACGCUGCUCCGCAGUCGUCGUUAGCUUCCUGUCGUUAGGCAGGUUGUCAGGGCGUCUUGUCAACAGUUUAAAAUGGAGGAAGAGGAGGAGGAAGAGCCCGCGCCGGCCCGCGCGGCCCCGCUGCGCUGCAGCCGCAUGCAGCUCCAGCGCAGCAGCGUGUGCUCGCGCGCGUACUUCGUGGUGGUCAUGGUCUUCUUCCAUGUGUACAUCGUGAACGUCAUCGGCCUGCUGCUCUACGUGCACUACAACAACGGGCCCGCGGGCAGCGAGGGGGACGCCCCGCUGCCUGCCCCGGACCCGGGGGCCUCGCCACGGCCGGCGGAGGACUCUGCGCAGAGCCUCCCGCGCAUCGAGGGCAUCCGGGUGGGCCAUGUGCAGCAGGUGUCCCUCGGGCCCGACCGGGCGCUCGCCAUGAGGACGCUCAGCCUGAAGCCGCUGCUGUUCGAGAUCCCCGGCUUCCUGUCGGAGGAGGAGUGCCGCGUGGUGGUGCAGCUGGCGCAGCUCAAGGGUCUGAUGGAGAGCCGGACCACGGCGGAGUCCAGCCAGCUGUCCCUCAGCACAGAGGAGGUCUUCAGUCUGCUGGACCUGGACCAGGACGGACUGCUGCAGACCUCCGAGCUCCUGAGCCACUCGCGCUCCCGGGAUGGAACCUGGCUGAACCCCGACAACCUGCGGCAGAUUCUCUCUGGUCUGGAAGCCUGUCCAACAGGGGUGCUGACCCUGCAGGACUUCAGGCGUGUUUACGACCAGUCCCAGCGACUCGGGAAGCUGCGCAGUCGGUUCCAGCAGAGGAACACGCACACCUGGCUCCACCAGGGCCCCGGAUCCCACCGUGUGCUGCAGGCCCUCAGGAACAGGCUGACCUCUCUGACCCGCCUCCCCGCCGCGCUGGUCGAGCUGAGCGAGCCGCUGCAGGUGAUUCGCUACGAGAGCGGCGACUUCAGCGACGCCCACCACGACAGCGGCUCCUCCCACUCUCAGAGCGGCUGCGCCCACUCGGGCAACACGUCAGCUCUCAGGCAGGUGACCUGCAGGUACCUCACCAUGUUGUUCUACCUCAGCUCCGUAGAGGAGGGCGGGGACACCACCUUCCCUGUGGCCGACAACCGCACCUACGAGGAGCAGGCGCUGAUCCAGGAUGGAGCUGAUCUGACGGACACCCAGCAGACGUGUGGCCGGAGCAACCUGAGGGUCCGACCUGCAGCCGGCGCCGCGCUGCUCUGGUACAACCACCUCUCUGACGGCCGAGGCUGGAUGGGCGAGCUGGACGAGUACUCUCUGCGUGGCGACUGCCCGGUGACCCGGGGGGUCAAGUGGGCGGCCCACAGCUGGGUCAACGUGGACCCGGACCACCAGCAGCAGGCCCGCUACCAGAGACGAGUUGCUCAAGGGCACGGAUCCAGGUCGGGCAUGGAGGAGCACCGGCAACCGCUCUCUCACAGCGACCCCCACCGGGACCCCCACCAGGACCUGUAGCCGCCCGGUGUGGAGACUGGGUGGAGCAGAGCUUUAGCCGAAAGGAAGUCUCUUGUUCUCUCGUGUCCGUCGAGCUGCUUUGACCUUUGACCCACACUCGGAACGUUCUGGAGGGUUAGAUCUAGUUCCUCUAGAACUGGAGGAGGAGGUCCAUCCUUUCAGUUGAUGAAGUUCAAAUGCAUAUCAAUGACCUUCAAUACUCCUAAGACACGCCUCCUCCUGUAACGUGUUGAUCUGUGAACUUUGGGAACCUUUUGACAAUCUGUUCUUCCAGAUAUGAAAUGUUAUUUAUCAGGAGUGAUGUUCCUCUCCUCAGGUGUCACAUUUUAUUCACCACAGGUAUUUAUUUAAAAUCAUUUAUCUAUUAUAGCUGGAUGUUGCACUUCACUGUAUUUGUAUGUUUGUUCUGUUAUGAAACUAUAAAAUAAUGUUUGACUUGUGAGUGAUCUGGAAACAUGUGAUAUCAGCAGCGGCCACUAGAGGGCGGCGCAUCAAAUCAGCACUGCACGAUGUACACAUAUUUACAUGUUUCUGUAUUUAUAUAAACAUAAGGAGGGGUCCUGGUGGCACCUGUAGGGUGAGGCUUAACCCUCACCUGUAGGGUUAGGCUUAACCCCUCACCUGUAGGGUGAGGCUUAACCCCUCACCUGAAGCGUUAGGAUUAACCCCUCACCUGUAGGGUUAGGCUUAACCCCUCACCUGAAGCGUUAGGGUUAACCCCUCACCUGUAGAGUUAGGCUUAACCCCUCACCUGUAGGGUUAGGGUUAACCCCCUUAACCCUUGUGUCGCCUUCGGGUCAUUUUGACCCGAUUCAAUGUUUAAUGUCGGUGUUCUUUCGGUAGUCAACAAACAAACAUAAAGUACCUCACACUUAAACUUGGAAAACAAUAUUAAUUCUAAUAAUUUUCUGGAGAUUUUAAUAGCUGGGGUCAUAUUGACCUCAAGGGUAAAAUAUGUUAGUAAAUAUAAAGGUAACAGGAGGGUUAAACAUUGAAUCGGGUCAAAUUGACCCGAAGGCGACACAAGGGUUAAUCAGUGUUCACAUGGACAGGAGACGUCACACGUCCACCUGGAGAGACGUGAGCUGGAGGCUGGAAUGUGGGGACGUUUGAUGCAAUAAAGACCCGAUACAGA
Molecule: messenger RNA, 3044 nt
Organism: Pseudoliparis swirei
Lineage: Eukaryota; Metazoa; Chordata; Actinopteri; Perciformes; Liparidae
Product: transmembrane prolyl 4-hydroxylase-like
Exons: 9
Coding region: 506-1909 (467 amino acids)
Biological process (GO): peptidyl-proline hydroxylation to 4-hydroxy-L-proline
Cellular component (GO): endoplasmic reticulum
Molecular function (GO): L-ascorbic acid binding; procollagen-proline 4-dioxygenase activity; iron ion binding
Source: RefSeq, a predicted model, not a curated record